Rhodofomes roseus is the source of this 797-nucleotide messenger RNA. RefSeq lists its product as uncharacterized. The transcript has 3 exons. The record is from RefSeq and is a predicted model, not a curated record. The annotation marks the transcript as partial. Lineage: Eukaryota; Fungi; Basidiomycota; Agaricomycetes; Polyporales; Fomitopsidaceae.
ACUGCAGCUCGACCUGCGUCUUCGUCCCGUCUUGUGCAUCGUGAAUCCGCCCUACGACGUCGCCGAAGGGCGCGUGCACAAUGCGUGGGGAGACGCGACGUGUCGCUCGUCAGCGUAAGUGUCGUCGCGACGCGAAUGCAGAAUACGUACCGGUUGGCUCCCCGACGUGCCGUACGCGCUUGGCGCGCUGCGCGCUGUCCAGGGGCACCCCCGGGACCAGACGUAGCGCAGAAUGCUGCGAUACGGUCCUGCCGAGGGGUUCGCGGGGGCGCGUGUUCUGUUGUUAGAGCAAGCCGCGCUCAUCGUACAGGAACCACGGUUAGUGUAGUAAGUACGUACGUAGCGUACCGCCCGUUUGACGUACAUGUUGUGUUCAGGCGUGUCGAAUUGCGCGGCGUGGCCGUCAGUUGUCGCAGUGGUGGAGAUCGAGGGGCGGCACGGAGAUCAUAUGGUCACCGAGGGCGCGCUGAUGCCUUCGCCCGCGCUCCGAUUUCGGGCUACAUUCCCGCAUCGUUGUCUCGUCGCCUCCUCAUCCUUGCAUUCCUCUCCUUCAACCAUCGCUUGUACUCCGCGCCGGUUCGCUCACCGACCGUCCUCGGUUCGUCCCGGCUCCUGCGUACUCCUGGGGUGCGUCUGGAGAGCGCACGCAGGGUAGUGAUGGACGUGUGGGUGCGGUAUGGCGUGCGUUGCGGGGGGACGACGGACACCGGACGCGAGAGUUGGCCGUAUCCCGGCCCUGAGAUGGGCAUCCGCCGCGCGAAGAGCGUGCGAACCGGUGUCUGCACGGUGUUCUGUUA